Molecule: messenger RNA, 2115 nt
Organism: Solea senegalensis (Senegalese sole)
Lineage: Eukaryota; Metazoa; Chordata; Actinopteri; Pleuronectiformes; Soleidae
Gene: nub1
Product: negative regulator of ubiquitin-like proteins 1
Exons: 15
Coding region: 147-1925 (592 amino acids)
Biological process (GO): regulation of ubiquitin-dependent protein catabolic process
Molecular function (GO): protein binding
Source: RefSeq, a predicted model, not a curated record
UCUUCCUGCUCAGUGACGUCAGCACAAACUGCCGCAAACCCACAACAACAACAACGUCGGCGGAGACGCGGACGCUUCGCGGAGGUUUCACGCGUGUCCAAAUCCACGCAGCUGUUCGUGUCCGUGUUCCGUGACACUGAGCGACGAUGGCGGAGCAAAACAUGGAGGCGAAGCUGAAGAACCUUCUGAAGCAGGAGAAGAUCCAGCUGUGGAACCCUCCGUACACCGAGGACGGUGGCGAGCAGCAGGGGGCGCAGCACAUGCAGGAGCUGGUGGAGCGUUACGCUCCUCUGCUGUGUCUGUCUGUGUCAGAGGUAGGUGGCGCUCUGGAGUCCAUCAGAAUCCAGGCGGUGAGGCGAGGGAAAGGAAAUAAGACGUACAGAGAGACACACGUGGCCACGCUGGAGCUGCUGCUGCCCAGAGAGAGCAGGAAGGAUCCAAAGACAAAGAAUUACCUGGAGACGAGACUGGACGUGUCCACUCAGGAGGUGCUAGACAGGAUUGGAAAAGACUUUGACCUCAGAUUCUUCAAACUGAUCCUGAACGGGAAAACUCUGUGUCCAGAGCGGCGUCUGGAUGAGCAGGGAGUGAAGAACCACAGUAAAGUGAUGGUGCUGAAGGUGAGCGACGCUGAACUGAAGCAACAGAUGAGAGAAGAAGAGCAGAAGAAGAAAGAGCAGAGUGAGAGUCUGCAGAGGACACACAAGGGUUUCCAGAUCCUGUCAGAGAGAGACGGCAGUGAAGACACACCCUUCCUGGAGAUUGCAGACCAGAGAGGAAACCCACUAAAGAUCCCACCCACUGAGAGGAAGGCUCUGAUCUUGGCCAUGGGUCUCCAUGAGAAAGGUCGCUCUCUGAUGAAGAAGAAACAGUAUGACAGCGCUCUGUGUCACCUGCUGAAGGCUGACCAACAGUUCAGUGUGUGCGACUCAUCCCUACUCAGGUGUGUAGAUAACUUUGCAGUCCUGCAGCUGGACAUCGUGUGGUGUUACCGAGCUCUGGAGGCGCUCAGCUGUCUGGACGACGGCAGGACUCGACUGCAGAGAGCAGAGGACGGAUUCUGUCAGUGUUACGGACAACAGAGAGAGAGACUGCUCCUGAUCCAGGGUAACACAGGCAGAGAAGAAGUGUUGUUCCUGCGUCUCUAUCUCCUCCAGUGUCUCCUCUUCUACAUCGAAGGAAACGAUGCUCAGGCUCAACAUCAGCUGACCAAGGUGGAGUCUCUGUUCGCUCGUCUCUGUCUGGACUCUGACAAAAUGGCGCAGCUCAUGGCGCUGGGUUUCACUGAGCGUGAGGCUCGCCUCGGGCUCCGAGCGUGUGGAGGCGACCUGCAGGAGGCCGCCGCCCACAUCACCAACCGCAGACAGGAGCGUGAGGAGCUGAAGUGGCAAGAGCGUCAGAAGAGGAGGAAGAGGACGGAGGACAUCACCGUCCUCACUGAGCUGGGAUUCUCCCGCAGGGACGCUGCCGCUGCCCUGCACCGCGCCAACGGAGACGUUAACCGGGCCUGUGAGAUCCUGCAGGACGCCAGUCAGGCGGCUCAGGCCACCAAUGACAAUGAGGCGUCCACCGCCAGUCCAGAGAAGGUCAACCAGCUGCAGUAUCUGGGUUUUGACAGAGAAGCGUCCGAGGCCGCGCUGCGUCUGACGGGAGGCGACGUCCAAUCAGCAGCUCAGCUGCUGCUGGACAACAACGGCUUCCUGUCCCCGCCCUCAACCUCAGCCUCCCCCAACUCUGAGGAGCCGUCCACCUCCUCGUCCUCCACCUCUUCCCCAUCCAAAGAGGAUGAGCAGCUGGUCAGUGAAGUGUUGGAGGAUCUCUCUCAUCAUGAGGACGAUUAUCUGGACCUGACUCUUGAGGAGGAGAGCGACCUCAUCAACACCAUGAAGACAUACCUGAACAGAGUGUCCACACACACAGUCUGACACACACACACUCACAGUCAAAGUUUAAAAGUGUACUUUUUUGUGUGAGAAGACUCAGAUCUUUAAACUGAGGCUGUUUGUUCGUAUUUAACUGUGUUUCCAUGUGAUGAUGAUGAUGAGCAGUGGCCUCAUGAUGGACGAUGAAGGUUAAUUUUUUUUUUUUUUUUCUUACCCUUAUUUCCAUUUUUUU